This is a messenger RNA of Coffea arabica (coffee), 692 nucleotides long. RefSeq lists its product as uncharacterized. Gene Ontology annotation, molecular function: nucleoside triphosphate diphosphatase activity. The record is from RefSeq and is a predicted model, not a curated record. Lineage: Eukaryota; Viridiplantae; Streptophyta; Magnoliopsida; Gentianales; Rubiaceae. Gene Ontology annotation, biological process: nucleoside triphosphate catabolic process.
GGAUGGAAAUCCGCAAACAACGUCGCCAAUCCUCACGUGAAUACUGUAUUGGCCCCUCCACUACACAACACAGGUAUAAUUAGUGUCUAUAUCUAUUUGUUCCUAUUAUAGAUAUGCACAUACUUUUUUGGAUCUUUAAAUAGGGAAUGCAGCAAGCAAACUGAAACAACAGCAAGCAUAGAAGAAUAAGAGGAAGAAGAAGAAGAAGGAAUGGAGAUCUCCCAGAAAUUCUCCAAGAAAUCCAAGGAUGUCUCGCUUCAAGAACUCAGAGAUAGGCUUGCAGAGUUUGCUAAAGUUAGAGGAUGGGAACAAUAUCAUAGUCCAAGAAACCUACUUCUAGCCUUGGUUGGAGAGGUUGGAGAGCUAUCAGAGAUAUUUCAGUGGAAGGGAGAAGUUGCAAGAGGACUGCCAAAUUGGAGCCCUGAUGACAAGGAGCAUUUGGAGGAGGAACUGUCUGAUGUAUUAUUCUACCUAGUUCAGCUAGCUGAUGUCUGUGGACUGGACCUUGGCCAAGCAGCUCUAACCAAGAUAGUUAAAAAUGCCAAAAAAUAUCCUGUUGUUGAAUAAUCAAACUUCUUCUUGCAACUAAAUUAAACUCCUUUCUACUGGAAAUUGCUGCUUGUGCAACAAUUUUGUCCCUCCUCAUGUAAUUUUCCCUACUUAAUAAUAAGAGUGAAUUUUCUUUAUAUAUA